Messenger RNA from Mesorhabditis spiculigera, 936 nucleotides. NCBI's taxonomy places the organism in Eukaryota, Metazoa, Nematoda, Chromadorea, Rhabditida, Rhabditidae. The record is from the annotation of a GenBank genome assembly.
AUGAAUCUCAGAUUGGGGUUAUCCACGAAGCGCCUCCUCGACUCGUCCAUGCUCUACAGUCGCCAGCUAAAUUAUUCGAUGGAGGCUCAGCCGAAUUUGGCGAAAAUUUGCUCCGGCACCGACAUCAAGCCGAUCCUGGUUUUCCUGGGCGGCGGGCAAAUGGCGACAGCCUUGGUGGAAGGGGCAGUGGCUAAAGGCUUUGUGACGAAAGAGCAGGUAGCUGUAACGGCCCGGACAGAGCAAACGGUGAAAAAGUGGAUUAAUCGUGGUUAUCCGAACGUCAGCGUUGACAAUAAGGCAUUCGUCGAGAAAUAUAAAUCAGGUAUUUUCUUUUUGGCUAUGAAGCCGCAGAGCCGUCACGGAUUGUAUGCUUCGGGAUGUGAUUUUACCGAUUGCCGUGUGGUUUGCCUGAUGGCCGGCAUCGAUUUGAAGACGUUAAACGAAGAGUUGCCCGGCGCCACGCAAACGCGUCUGAUGCGUCUUCACCCAAAUGUUGCCGCCGCUGUCGGGGCCAGCACGUCGAUUCUUUCCACGCCUGCUGGUUGCUGCCCGGAACAGGAAAAGAUCGUGCGUGCCUUCGCCAAUUGUUCGGGUAGCUGCUUCGACGUGGAGGAGAACAAGUACGACGCUGCCGGGACGAUUGUUGGGUGUUCGCCGGCUUGGGUAUUUUCAAUGAUCGAGGCGUUGUCUGAUGGCGGGGUGUUGGCUGGCGUGCCCCGUGAUGUCGCCUCGAAGUUGGCUGCCCAGGCCGUGAUGGGAGCCGCUAAGCUUGUCGUGGAAACCGGAGAGCAUCCUGGUGUGCUGAAGGACAAGGUGUGCUCGGCCGGCGGGACAACGAUUGCUGGAGUUCGGGUUUUGGAGGCCAAAGGCAUGCGUUCCGGGUUUAUCGAGGCUGUCAAGGCGGCUACCGAUCGUGCCGGUGAGCUUGGGAAGAAA